UCAUGCACAGGAAAACCAAAAGCAUUUGCUACUCUGUGUGAAGAACAAUAGAGGUGGCUGGUGCGUUGUGAAGGCAAGUUUUGAUGAGGUGUGAUCCAGGAAUCGUCAAGGGCGUCUGAUGCUGUGAGCCGUGGAUUCACAUUUACUGUACAUGACAAGGGGGUGAUCAUGUCCCUGCCAGAGGAGGAUCUGACGUGCCCCGUGUGCUGUGACAUCUUCACAGACCCUGUCCUGCUGUCAUGUAGCCACAGCUUCUGCAGGAUCUGUCUGAAGCGCUGCUGGGACACAGGUUUACGUGAGUGUCCGGUCUGCAGGAAAAAAGCCACCAAGUCCAACCCCCCCACCAACCUGGCUCUGAAAAACGUCUGUGAGGCUCUGCUGCAGGUCAAGAGCCAGGCGUCUGUGGCACUGGAGGAGAAGACAAACUGUAUCCUGCACGGGGAGAGGUUGAAACUCUUCUGUCUGGUCGACCAGCAGCCCAUCUGUGUUGUGUGUCAGUCAUCUAAACUUCACAAGACCCACGAAUGCUUGCCCAUAGAAGAGGCCGUGCUGGAUUGUAAGGAUGAACUUGCUUUCACCCUCAAACUCUUGCAAGAGAAAGUGGACAGCCUCAAAGAAAUUCAGCGGACCUCCACGGACCUGUCCAAGUACAUCAAGAAUCAGGCGCUAGAAACACAGAGACUGAUCAGGAGCCAUUUUGAGCAGCUGCACCAGGAGCUCUGUCAGGAGGAGUCAGCCAGAUUAGCAGCUGUGAAGCAAGAAGAAGAGGAGAAGGUUGCAGGGAUGAAGGAUAAGAUCAAGGAACUGUCCGCAGAAGUGCUGUACCUCGUAGACACCAUUUCCGUCAUACAGGAGCAGCUGCAAGAAGAGGAUAUGAUUCUGUUGAAGAAUUUUAAAGCCACUCAGGACAGAAGCAAAAGCAUUGUGAUUGGUACAGACAACAUGUCUGGAUUACUGAUUGAUGUGACCAAUCAUCUCUGCAACCUCAAGUACAGAGUGUGGGAGAAAAUGCUGGAACACAUCGACUACACUCCGGUGACUUUGGACCCAAACACAGCGCACCCCUGCCUCAUCCUGUCCGACAGCCUCACUUCCCUCCACUACGCAAAGCAGCCCGGCUGUUGCCCUGACAACCCUGAGCGCUUCCACAUUAGUGCCGAAGUGGUAGCCAUGAUGCCGCUUGGUUCAGGAAGUCACCACUGGGUCGUGGAGACAGGAAGUAAUCAGGACUGGCUCCUGGGCGUGGCCUCUCUGUCUGUGCCCAGGAACACUGAAGUCUCCGCUAGGCCUGAAAAUGGCUUCUGGACUUUGUGUUUCCGGGACAGAGAGUUCAGGGCGAUGACCUCUCCGCCCACCCCGCUGACACUCUCAAGGACGCCAAAACAAAUCAAAGUGCAACUGGAUUACAACAAAGGGACAGUGUCUUUUCUUGACCCUGCUGACAACACAGUUAUUUUUGCAUUUGCCCACACGUUCACCGAAACUUUACUUCCAUAUUUUUACACACAGAGCAGCCAUCCACUUAGAAUAAUGCCAGAGAAGGUACUUGUCACAAUGUUGCGUCAAUAACUGGAUGAAUGAAUAACUUGUUGUGUAGAAAAAGACCACCUCAGGCCAGAGAUGAAAUGGUCUGGUUGUCAUGGUAAUGUCUUUCACAGACGACAUAGAAAAUAUUCUUUAUUGAAGUCAUUUUGCUGCUAGCCAGGCUCUUUCCAAGGGUCCGCCCAUCAUGAACUCCCUAAUUAACCCAUUAUAUCUAGUUUUUUAAAUAACAAUGAGCACUUUUUUAUAGCAAACUUACAAAGUUAUGUACAUGCAUGAAAACAGAGUAUCGCAAAAAGACAGGGAAAAGUUAAAAUUUAGGAAAAGAAAAGGAUAAAAGGGAAAAUUCUAGAUAUGUAUGUAACAAUAAUAAAAUAAUAAAAUAAGGGUAGAGAAACUGAACAAUCCACUGUUCAGCAGGGGUAAAUGAUUGUGGUAUGUAACUUCCCUGAACCUGUCCUUCAGACAGCCCCCCUUUAACAUGAAAAACUGCUUUAGUGGCGCUGUUCUUACCUUUGGAGAGAUCUGUGUUCGCCCAGUUUCAAGUCUUCGUGCUAAGCUAACAUAAACUCCACCUACACACUGAAGCUAUGAGGGCAAUAUAUUGAUAUUCUUCAUAUUCCAUAUUUUGCUGGACUGGGAUCAAAGAGAGGUUUCUAACCUGUCCAGCAUCAUGCAUCUUAAGAAAUGUACCAUACCACGCACGAAACACAGGCAAACCCUCAAAAUCCUGUCCCUGCACACAUGUGGGGACCUUAACCUCCCCAUAGAUCAGUGUUCAUUCAGGUUCAAGUCCCCACCAGGAUAUAAAAACAACCACACACACAUACCUAAUUUGUGCAGUUGCAUGUUUUGUUUUCCAGUGAAAUUUCAGCUUCACUUCAGUUCAAUAGUGAAAAGGUGUUUUAUUCUGGAGGGAUUUCAGAUGGUUAAGUUUAUUAGUCUGUUUUGUACACAUGGUGGCGCCAAAGCCAAACAAAUAAUUUGAAGGAUUUCCAUACAGUUGAGACAGCAGCUUUGAAACAAGCACAUAAUUGUGAUAAUACAAAUAAUUUUCAAAUGUAUUAAAUCAUGAAAUAAAAUGUU
This is a messenger RNA of Paralichthys olivaceus (Japanese flounder), 2628 nucleotides long. Its product is annotated as zinc-binding protein A33. Gene Ontology annotation, biological process: protein ubiquitination. Lineage: Eukaryota; Metazoa; Chordata; Actinopteri; Pleuronectiformes; Paralichthyidae. The record is from RefSeq and is a predicted model, not a curated record. Gene Ontology annotation, cellular component: cytoplasm. Gene Ontology annotation, molecular function: protein binding; ubiquitin protein ligase activity; zinc ion binding.